ACCACAUGAUUUCAACCACCAAUUUCCACAUAUUUUUCCAACCACACAUCCCUUUGAUUUUCUUUCCCUACAUAAACUGUUAUUCUCAGCCUCUCUUUCCACACAUUUCUAGUAUCAGUUAUUUGAGUGAACUAAGGUUUCAACUUGGAACAAACCAUGGCAUUGAUGGCAGCAAGCUCAGCAGCUGUUGUUAAACAAACUCCUUUCCUUGGUCAAAGGAAGGGUGCUGCCAACCCUCUUAGAGAUGUUGUCGCCAUGGGAACCUCAAGAUUCACCAUGGGAAAUGAAUUGUGGUAUGGACCAGACAGAGUGAAAUAUUUGGGACCAUUUUCAGCUCAGACUCCUUCAUACUUAACUGGAGAAUUCCCUGGUGAUUAUGGAUGGGACACUGCUGGUUUAUCUGCUGAUCCAGAAGCAUUUGCCAAGAACAGGGCUCUUGAGGUGAUCCAUGGAAGAUGGGCUAUGCUAGGAGCACUAGGAUGCAUCACACCAGAAGUACUUGAAAAAUGGGUAAGAGUUGACUUCAAAGAACCAGUUUGGUUCAAAGCAGGAUCACAAAUCUUCUCGGAAGGUGGUCUUGACUAUUUAGGGAACCCAAACCUUGUUCAUGCACAAAGCAUCUUAGCAGUACUAGGUUUCCAAGUUGUUCUAAUGGGUCUUGUUGAAGGCUUUCGCAUCAACGGUCUUCCUGGUGUCGGAGAGGGCAACAACCUCUACCCUGGUGGCCAAUACUUUGACCCUCUUGGUCUAGCCGACGAUCCAGUUACUUUCGCCGAGCUUAAAGUGAAGGAAAUCAAAAAUGGAAGAUUGGCUAUGUUUUCAAUGUUUGGUUUCUUUGUUCAAGCUAUUGUUACUGGUAAAGGACCUUUGGAGAAUCUUUUGGAUCACAUUGAUAACCCUGUUGCCAAUAAUGCUUGGGUUUAUGCCACCAAGUUUGUGCCCGGUUCUUAAACAUCAAUGUUAUCUAUGAUUGCCUUUGUGUGGAUGAUGAUCAGACAUGGCAUUUAUGUGUAAAUUAUGAUCUUAAUUAUUAUUGGAUUAGUGUAUCUGUUUUUGGUUCUUAAGGACUAAUGUUCAUUUUAAAGCUGGAA
Messenger RNA from Medicago truncatula (barrel medic), 1091 nucleotides. RefSeq names its product chlorophyll a-b binding protein 13, chloroplastic. Gene Ontology annotation, cellular component: membrane. NCBI's taxonomy places the organism in Eukaryota, Viridiplantae, Streptophyta, Magnoliopsida, Fabales, Fabaceae. Gene Ontology annotation, biological process: photosynthesis, light harvesting. Bases 157 to 951 code for a protein of 264 amino acids. The record is from RefSeq and is a predicted model, not a curated record. The transcript is spliced from 3 exons.